GCUAUGGACUUGCUUGUUGGGAAUGGGGGCGCCAGAGGGUGAACGUUCUCUCGGCUCCCUCUCUCUCGAAGCUGUGACAGAGGGGCUUCACCGGGCGAGCUCUCUCUCUCUCUCUCUCUCUCUCUCUUUCUCUCUUCAUCGACUGCAGGCGGCGACCGGCGACGGCCGGCUGGAAGAAGGAUUCUGCAGUAGGUUUUGAUGAAUGGCUUUUCUUCAUCCAGAAGCAGCACUGGUAUCGGUGCAGCUCUUUCCUAUUGUGUACAGCAGGUACGCAGAUAUGACUAUCACCACUAUCUCUGCUUGCUACAACUCCCCCCUUCCAUGCGCAAAGCAGGAUUUGCUCUACGUGCUUUCAAUGUUGAAACUGCCAAAGCCAUGGAUGCAAAGUCCGACCCUAAGCUUGGACUCAUGCGUCUGCUCUGGUGGCAAGAAGCUGUUGACAAGAUCUUUGCCAAGAAGGUCAUUGAGCAUCCAGUUGCCCAGGCUCUAUCAUCUUUAACUGCUGAACUUAAAAUAAGCAAGACUUGGCUUAAGCGAUCUGUGGAAGCUCGGAUAGCUGAUGCUAAGAGGGAGGAGCAUGACAUUCCAAAGGCCAUUGAAGACCUUGAGAAGUAUGCAGAGGACACAGCGUCAACACUACUGUAUUCAACUCUUGAGGCAGGUGGGAUUCGGUCUGCUGCUGCUGAUCAUGCUGCAUCACACAUCGGAAAGGCUAGUGGCCUGCUAUUACUGCUUAGGUCACUCCCACAUCAUGCAUCCUCUGGUCGCAACAUUCCAUACAUACCAAUUGACUUGGCUGCGAAGCAUGGGUUGUUGAUACAGGAAGCUGGCAAAUUGCUGGUUGACGUACGGCCAAGCAGGGGGCUGGAGGAAGCAGUCUAUGAGAUGGCAUCUGUAGCGAGCCUUCAUUUAAACAAGGCUAGACAGUUGGCUGCAACUGUGCCCAAGGAGGCUAUCCCAGUCCUUUUACCUGCUUUUCCUGCUGAGAUCUUAAUGCGUUCGCUACAUCGGAGGCAUUUUAAUGUGUUUGAUCCAGGGUUAAGUAGAGGUAUCUUAGGCAUUUCUCCGUUAUGGUUUCAAUUGAAAUUGAAAUGGUAUGCACUGCGAGGGCAGUACUGAGCACGGAGUUUCGAACUUCCGAUGGCUUGUCACUCAUAAUUUUUGUGGGUUGACUAGUAAUAAGUUUUUGUGGGUUCACUAACAAAAAUGUUUUGUGCUUUUCUUCUGAACUCACACGCUUAUGAUUCCUCAUUCUGUUGUCCAAUACGCCAUUUUUGUAGACCCAUUAUGAUUUUCUGUCGCUUCUGCAGCUCUUCCCUAUUA
This is a messenger RNA of Nymphaea colorata (pocket water lily), 1323 nucleotides long. RefSeq lists its product as uncharacterized. NCBI's taxonomy places the organism in Eukaryota, Viridiplantae, Streptophyta, Magnoliopsida, Nymphaeales, Nymphaeaceae. Gene Ontology annotation, biological process: mitochondrial respiratory chain complex I assembly; biosynthetic process. The record is from RefSeq and is a predicted model, not a curated record. Bases 199 to 1119 code for a protein of 306 amino acids. The transcript is spliced from 2 exons. Gene Ontology annotation, cellular component: mitochondrion.